AUGGACCAGGAGAACUCUCAACUACGUAAUUUCCAUGGAUUGUUAGUUUUGGCGAGGCUCUUGGAUGAUUACAUUUCCAAAACUCUUCAGCAAGAUGCGGUGAAGGAUGAUACGAUGGUGCAAAAUGACCUCAAGUGGACGCAAACCGAAAUUAAGGAAACAAUCUCCAGAGUGUCUCCAUUGGCGUCAACACUGACAUCAAAUAACUCCUCAUCGAAUGCGGAAAAGAAGGAGAUUUUUGUUCAGGUCUGCGCUUACUUUGGAGGUGUGUUGGAUAAUGUUAUCGUGAUCUUUAAAGAGACUACAGAACUGUCAAUGUUACCUACUCUCGAGACGUUGCAAAAUAAUUUAUGUGCUAUAGAAAGCGGUGGAGAUGCAGGCGGAGAUCUUUCUUUGUUGAUAAAAGAAGCUAUAGAGCAAUUACAAAGACAGAGAUAA
This is a messenger RNA of Komagataella phaffii GS115, 438 nucleotides long. RefSeq lists its product as hypothetical. The record is from RefSeq and is a predicted model, not a curated record. The transcript has a single exon. Lineage: Eukaryota; Fungi; Ascomycota; Pichiomycetes; Pichiales; Pichiaceae. The coding region runs from base 1 to 438 and encodes 145 amino acids.